AUGAUGAUUGCCAUCUCAUUGACCCCUGUUUAUCUAUCAGAUAGAUCCGUUGCAGUCAAUGACCAACUAUUUCAAUACACUUUUUCAGUGACUUAUGGAACAAACUACAGCAUCAUGAAUACGGCGAAGACUGUAAACGAGAGUAUGAUGAUUUCACAGUUAGAGAAAGCAUAUGGUCUAGAAGGUUACAUUUCUUCGAUUAGCUCCGUUCAAUUUAGUAACACUACAAGAAUAUUGAACACGGUUCGGAGAAAAAGACUGUUCAGAUUAAUACCUUGUGAACAAAUCCCAACGUUAAAUGGCUAUCAAUUGCAUGUUCGAUUCGUAGUCAAUAUACCAAAAUAUUAUAAUACUGGUAGCAAACGAGAUCAUUUUAUUCAUGUAGUUAAAGAUAUCAUUCGAAAACCUCGGCAGCAUCCAGAUUUGAUAAUGUAUCUGAGCAACAGCGAAGUACAAAAUAUUAAUAAUGAAUUUUGUUCAUUUGAUCCAGUUUCGACUCUAGGCCCGAUAGUUACUAACACGGUAGUAACUUUCACUCAUUCUCCUAAUACUACAACUAAUCAAUACACUCAAUAUACCACUGCAGUAGACACAUCGUCCUCCGAAACGCGUGUUGCAGCAACACAAACUAGUAUUAUCACUACUACUACUUCUACUACUAUUCCUACUACCCCAAUGACGACGACGAUUGAGUCGCCACCAACAUGCAGUGCAUGCCACUUCACUCUUGUAUAUACUUAUACUUACCAAGGUAGUUUGUUGACUGGUACCGAUACGAAAAGUUGUGCCGCUUUCUGUUCGGGUUCAUACGGUCGUCAUCCUGCUAUGGCGAUAUCCAACACUCUGAAUGGUGGUACAUACGACUGCAAUGUUCGUGCAAAUCCACCCAGUGGUGAUUGUGUUACUUCCUAUGGCGAUCCUACUACUUAUAUCGGUCAGUUUUCCAUUGGUCCUGCUGAUACCGUAGAUCACACAAAUCCAAUUUCAUUCAUUAUUGCAUCUAAAAUAACUAUGACAGGCCCGUAUCAACAAGAAAGUAUCAAUGAAAUUUACAAUCUUCUUUUCUGUGAUCAAUUAGAAUUGUAUAAAAAUCACACUAGUUCGUCAGAAGAUCCAUGGAACUUGGUGCUGUCGGAUGAGACUAAUCCAGAAAAGUUAACAAAGUUAUCGCAAGAUCCACAUGUCGCAAGUCGUCUUCGUCUAUUAGCUUACCAGCGUCUACACAGUAUGGCUCAGCCAAUCGAUACAAACGAGCUUCUCGGAGUAAUCGUAGAAAUACGAUUUGCAAAUGGUCUAGAUACAUUGGCUGUCUAUAAGGACGGCAGUGCACGUUAUAUCAACCAAGCUGGAAAGCUCAUUGUUUGGGAUCAUCGAACAGAAAUAUCUGAUAAACUCAUAGGUAACAUAUUUCAAGCAAGUCAAGUCAUCACUGAUCAAAUACUUCCAUGUUAUGACAAAAGAACUCCACAUCCAGCUGAAGGUCGAUGCAAAGUAACAUUCUUAGUCUCAGAUCAAUUACAUUCUACUGAGGGACCUUUUAACGAAUAUUCUGCUCAUCCAGUGAUAGGUCCAGUGAUUUAUGCUGCAUCUGGACUUUUACAAUACCUCAUGGCAGCAGCGUCUAUGAGUGCAGUGUGA
This is a messenger RNA of Adineta ricciae, 1638 nucleotides long. The record is from the annotation of a GenBank genome assembly. NCBI's taxonomy places the organism in Eukaryota, Metazoa, Rotifera, Eurotatoria, Adinetida, Adinetidae.